Trematosphaeria pertusa is the source of this 2001-nucleotide messenger RNA. Its product is annotated as S-adenosyl-L-methionine-dependent methyltransferase. Lineage: Eukaryota; Fungi; Ascomycota; Dothideomycetes; Pleosporales; Trematosphaeriaceae. The coding region runs from base 121 to 1743 and encodes 540 amino acids. The transcript has 11 exons. The record is from RefSeq and is a predicted model, not a curated record. Gene Ontology annotation, molecular function: methyltransferase activity.
AGAUAUUAGGCUAGCCUGCACGAGCAGUUGCUUUUCCCUUCUCCUCGACAAAGUUUUGCAGCGUCUCGCCGUCGUCGCGCCCCAUCGUUUAGAACGUAGCUACGUACCCCCAUCGCGAUCAUGUGUUCCCCCGGCGCCAAUGCCAACGCCGGUGCCGCCAGCGACGGCGACACUAUUGAUAGCAGCGGCCCUUCGCUCGAAGUGGACAGCGACCCGUCGGACAGAGACUCGGCCCUGGGCGACAAUCAGUCUUCGUACACAAUGUCAGCGACGUCUAGUGUCUACAACUUCCGCUACGAGAACGGCCGGCGCUACCAUGCAUACGCCGAAGGGAAAUACCCUGUGCCGAACGAUGAGAUCGAGAAGGAUAGACUGGAUCUCCAACACCAGGCUUUCCGGUUGACCCUCGACGGCAGGCUCUACUGCGCUCCCAUCGCGAAAGACAUCCAACAUGUUUUGGAUGUCGGCUGCGGCACUGGCAUAUGGACGAUUGAAUUCGCAGAUGAUCAUCCGUCAGCCCAAGUGAUAGGAACGGAUUUAAGUCCAAUCCAGCCAACAGCCGUACCGCCCAACUGCUCCUUCCUCAUCGAUGACUGCGACCAAGACUGGAUAUUCCACAACCAGUUCGACUACAUCCACACGCGAGCCAUGGUCGCAGCCAUCAAGAACUGGGACCGUUUCUUCGAACAAGCAUACGCCAACCUCAAGCCCGGCGGCUGGAUCGAAUGCCAAGAAAUUUCCUUCCCCGCCCUCUGCAUGGACUCCUCUCUCACCCCCGAAACCUCGCCCAUCCUGCGCUGGUCCUCGCUCUUCAUUGAAGCAGCCGCAAAAACCGGUCUCGACGCCACAGCGCCCUCAAAUCUCGCCGCAAAACUGCGUGCUGCGGGCUUCGUCGACAUCCACGCCAAGUGCUACAAGUGGCCGAUUGGGCGUUGGGCAAAAGGCGCGAAGCUGAAGCUCCUGGGCUACUAUGUGUAUGAGGAUGUGCUGGACUGGCUGCCGAGCAGUGCUUUGGGCCUGUUUACCAGGGUGCUCAAGUGGAGUAGGGAGGAGGUGGAGGUCUUUCUGGCCGAGUGUAGGAGGGAGUUGAAGGAUAGGAAGGAUCGGCAUUUUUAUGCGAAUACAUACUUCUGGACCGCACGCAAAGCCGAGGACGCUUCUACCGCGCAUCUCAACAACGACUUCACCAAGGACGAAGAGCAGAUCGAGACGGACGAAGGAUCGCAGGCCUCCGCCGAUCCAAGGGAAAUGCUAACAAACGAGGAAGACGUCCUGCCAACAACAACCCAGGAUCCAGCAGAUGCCGCUGCACCGGUGCCUUCACCCGGCGCACUCGUAGACCCCACCGCCGAACUCUCCCUCGCCACGCCACCAGCACAAGAAGAGAAAGGCGAGGACUCUUCGCCACCACAGCAAACAGCUCCAUCCGACCCCUCCCGACGCUCAGCCCUGAGCAUCGAGGAGAUACUAAACCCUACUCCCCCUGCAACCUCCUCCUCCUCCGAAACCCAACCCCCUCAAAGCUCGCAGACAACUCUCGUCGAGAACGCGCAUCCGACACCGACACCGACACCGACGACGCAUUCCGAAUCAGGAGAAUCAGGCGCAACACGCAUGUUCGCCAGCAUCGCGGGAGAAGCUAAAACAGUACCGCACGAGGAUAAGGAUACUCCACCCGCCGUCGCCAUCGAAGGAGGAGUCCUUGAGAAAGAGACGGAGAAGGAGAAGGAGACCAAGCAAUAGUACGUUGCGCUUUGAUGAACGCCUGGCGUCUGUCGCGCGCGCAGCUUAAGAAGCGCGGGAGCCGUACUGCCACAGGGGGGGGCCGUGUAGCCCGAGGUGUCAUGAGUAGUAGUAGUCGUAGUCCGAGUCCAUGGUUCUUUCCAAUACCCCCUACUUCUCUACUUACUUCGAAAGUCCGGUCGAUUAACGCGGCCAUGUUGCUUGUAGACGUCCUUGCAAGGCGGAGCCGUAUAUCACAAAGGAAUGACUAUAUUUCAC